This is a messenger RNA of Salvia hispanica, 635 nucleotides long. Its product is annotated as transcription repressor OFP13-like. Gene Ontology annotation, biological process: negative regulation of DNA-templated transcription. The record is from RefSeq and is a predicted model, not a curated record. Lineage: Eukaryota; Viridiplantae; Streptophyta; Magnoliopsida; Lamiales; Lamiaceae.
ACCCACCAUUUUCCCACAAACAUGAAAUUCCCAUUUCCCUUCAAAUCCAGCGAAAUAACCACCACCGCCGCCGCGUCGUCGUGGUCGUGGCCCAGCUGCGCCACCUCCCCGAGAACACGCUCCUUCCGCGCCCCUGAUCCACACCAACACGAAGCCUCAAAUCGAGAAUCCGCCGUGGCCAGCGCGCUGAGAUCGGAGCGCCUCUUCUUCGAGGCCGGCGCGACGAGUUCCGCGCUGGCGGAGGCAGAAUCAGGCGGCGGAGGUAGAGAAUCAGGCUCGGUGUUGGUGGUGGCGGUGAAUUCGAGGGAUCCGUUUCUGGAUUUUAGGGCUUCGAUGGCGGAGAUGGUGGAGGGCGGCGGGGAGAGGGAUUGGGGGUUUUUGGAGGCGCUGCUGGAGUGGUAUCUCAGAGUGAACGAUGAGAGCAACCAUGGAUACAUAGUUGAUGCCUUUGUGGAUUUGGUGAUGGAUGAAUACAGCUCCUCUUCUGCUUCUUCAAUUGCUACCGAUUCGUUUUCUUCGUCUUCUUCUUCUGUUUGAGGAGUGAGUUUUCUAGAGACAAAAAAAUGUCAAUGUAAUUAACGAUGUGUUUGCGUUUAAUAUUAAUGAUUAAUGAUUAAUGCAGUUGAAUAAGAAAA